Messenger RNA from Botrytis deweyae, 1334 nucleotides. RefSeq lists its product as uncharacterized. NCBI's taxonomy places the organism in Eukaryota, Fungi, Ascomycota, Leotiomycetes, Helotiales, Sclerotiniaceae. Bases 1 to 1011 code for a protein of 336 amino acids. The transcript has 6 exons. Gene Ontology annotation, cellular component: nucleus. Gene Ontology annotation, biological process: peptidyl-arginine methylation. The record is from RefSeq and is a predicted model, not a curated record. Gene Ontology annotation, molecular function: protein-arginine N-methyltransferase activity.
AUGGCUGACGAUCCAAUGAAGGGAUUGGAGCAUUCCGAGGCUCAUUACUUCAACAGUUACAACCAUCAUGGUAUCCAUGAAGAGAUGUUGAAAGAUGAAGUCCGCACUCGAUCGUACAUGAAUGCUAUUGUGCAAAACAAGCACCUUUUCAAGGACAAGAUCGUUCUUGAUGUAGGAUGUGGUACCUCCAUUCUCAGCAUGUUCGCUGUCAAGGCCGGCGCUAAACACGUUAUCGGUGUCGAUAUGUCCACCAUCAUCGAGAAGGCCCGUGAGAUUGUCGAAGUCAACGGCAUGUCCGACAAGAUUACAUUACUUCAAGGAAAGAUGGAGGAGGUUGUACUUCCAUACCCAAAAGUUGAUAUCAUUAUCUCUGAAUGGAUGGGCUACUUCUUGCUCUAUGAAUCCAUGUUGGAUACCGUUCUCUACGCUAGAGACAAGUACCUUGCGCCAAAUGGUUUGAUCUUCCCAGACAAGGCUACCAUUUUCAUGGCUGGUAUUGAGGAUGGAGAAUACAAGGAUGAGAAGAUUGGAUUCUGGGACAAUGUUUAUGGUUUCGAUUAUUCUCCUCUCAAGGCUACCGCUCUCACCGAACCUCUCGUCGAUACCGUCGAGAUCAAGGCUGUCGUUACCGACCCAACCGCAGUCCUUACCCUCGAUCUCUACACAUGCACCAAGGAAGAUCUCGCUUUCUCCUCUCCUUUCAAGCUUGACGUGCGUCGCAAUGAUUUCGUCCACGCUCUUAUUGCAUGGUUCGAUAUCGAUUUCACCGCCUGCCACAAACCUAUUAGAUUCAGCACUGGACCUCACACUAAAUACACUCACUGGAAACAGACUGUUUUCUAUUUGAGAGAAGUCUUAACUGUUGAGCAAGGAGAGCAAAUUGUUGGACGAUUGGACAACAAGCCAAAUGAGAAGAACCCAAGAGAUUUGGAUGUUAAGAUUCAAUAUAAGUUGGAGACUACAGAUCCAUUGAGACAAGCUGAAGGUGGUGCUGAAUAUAAGAUGUGCUAGAGAGCUCUCCAAAAAUACUGAGUGAUGAAAGAGGGAAGAGACUUUCGCGGCUGAGAGCGCAGUCUCUUUGAGGGAAUUUAGUUCUCUCAUUUGUCAAUCAAGAGAUGAUUUGACAUUUCUAUGAAUGAACUGAACUGGGUAUUUCCUUUGGCGUCAAAGAUGGACCCAUUCAAGAUGAAUAAAUGGUUGGUUGGAUGGGAAUAACAAGAUCUAAGAUAUGGGCUCAAGAUCUUGAGAAGCAUAGCAUUGCAUUGUAGUGCAAAAUAGGAAGCGAGCUACGCAGUUGAUAAUAUCUAAAUGCAAAUAAAAGCCAUGAAAGACAA